Necator americanus (New World hookworm) is the source of this 3777-nucleotide messenger RNA. RefSeq lists its product as uncharacterized. The coding region runs from base 1 to 3777 and encodes 1258 amino acids. Gene Ontology annotation, cellular component: cytosol. The transcript has 26 exons. The record is from RefSeq and is a predicted model, not a curated record. Gene Ontology annotation, molecular function: AMP deaminase activity. Gene Ontology annotation, biological process: IMP salvage; AMP metabolic process. Lineage: Eukaryota; Metazoa; Nematoda; Chromadorea; Rhabditida; Ancylostomatidae.
AUGGCAAGGGCAAAGAAACACGCGAUCCUUGCAUUUAUUCAUAACGAGGUACAUGUUCGGUUUAUGCCGACAUCCUUGAACGGCGUGAAUUUCUUCAAUCCUACCGAAGAAGACGAGGUGCAGCACGCAGGCGACUCACAAGCUGUCGGAUCCCCUUUGGCGACGGACCCUCUCGGAUCACUCAAAAACUGUUCUUUAACACCAGAUCUUGCUCUUAAUCAAACAAUUGGCGGAAAAAUCCGGGAAUUGAUACACAAGUUAUCCGUUGUAACAACGAUGGGAAAACAUGAACCAACCAAGAACAUCCUUACAGUUCAUGGGGUGAAUCCAUCAAAAAACUCACCGCAAGAAAUUAACACAAGUAAAAGCAGCACUUCUCGUGCGUCUAAUCCGUCAGUGUCAUCGAGCAGAUCGUAUUCAUCUGAAGAUACUUGCGAGAAUGUUAGCUCAGUUACAUCGAGUACGGUGAAUAAGACUACGUUGGAAGCAAAAAAGCCGGAAUCGAAGGUUCAGGAAAAUAUGAUGAGGACAAAGCUGAUGAACACAAAGAAAAUGUCAACGCAGAAUGGUAUCAGUGGUUCUACUACUGUUUCUCAGCUAGACCAUUCUCCUACGUUCAUUUCGACAGGAAGGGGUCGCUCUUCUGUGGAAGUGUGUGCAGAUGAAAGCGCUUAUGGUGUGUAUUCGGAUAUGACCAGUGCAUUUGUUCCAGUUCCAAAACAACAAAAACCUGGAUCUUUGCUUCCAACAAGACCACUUUACGAGGAUGGUACUCAAAGUGACAGAUCACCAACUCUUACGGCAUCUGGAACUGUGAUGAGAACAAUGAGAAAACGAAAAACAACCAAGAACAUUCUUCGAGUUCGAACGGUUACUCCAUCAAAAAACGUGUCACGGAAAGUUGACGACAACAGAAGCAACACUUCUCGUGCGUCUAAUCCGUCAAUUUCAUCGAGAAAGUCGUAUUUGUCUCAGAAAAUACUCGAGAAUGGCAGCACAGAUGCAAUGGGUAAAGUCAAAAUGAAAGCAGGGAAGUCGGAAUCGAAAGUUGAAGCGAGUAAGGGUGAUCGUGCGACUACAAAAUUGCUUGAAGCACCGAAAAAAAUAUCUAGAAAAAAUGAUAUCUGUGGUUCAACUACAGUUCCUCAGCGAGACCAUUCUCCAAAGUUCAUUUCGACAGCGAAGGAUCAUUCUGCUGCGGAAGUAUGUGCAGAUGAGAGCGCUUAUGCUUUGUAUUCGGAUGUAACCAGUGCGUUUGUCCCAGUUCCACAACAACAAAAACCCGGAACUUUGCACCCACUUGUCGACGACGAAACUCAGAGCGAGCGAUCACCAACUCGUACGGCGUCUGGAACUGUGGUGAGAACUCCGCCCGUACCUCACCAUCCUGGAAAGGAUCCGAAACCAAAACCACGGAAAAAUCGCAAAUCAAACAGAAACAUUGCAUUAUGGGAAAGAAUUAUAUCGCCAUCAUACACGCCGGUCAGGGACUGUGGACCUCUGGUGAAACAGUCACCGCCAAGUAGGAGAACACGACAUCAUGGAAAAAAUUUGAAGUCAGUUGAUAGCGAAGUGUUCGAUAGUGGACCAUUCCGACCGUCGUAUGCAUUGGGAAGCUACGCUGAUCAUGGAUCUUCCCCUUAUGAAAUCUCUAACACACCCAUUGAGGUCAAUGAAAGCAGAAAGCAUCGAACGAUGGAAAUACAAAAUCGAGCUCGUUUGGAAUCUCACAAUGAUCAAGCAUGUCUUUCACCAAAAUCUAUUGGUAUACCAGAUGAACCACUGGAUUCACGAUGUAAAAGUCCCCAACUUGUCGAAAUGCAUACAUUCAGAGAUGCUGUUGAUGUCAACUAUCAAAGAAUGGCUAUAACUGGCGAAGAGCUGUCCGGGGUACCUCUCGAGGAUCUGAAAGAUGCUGCCUCACAUCUGAUUGAAGCAUUGCGCAUGCGAAACCAGUACAUGGAGAAAAUAGGAAAUCAGUUCCCAAUUACAACUAAAAGAUUUCUGUCUGGAGAGUAUCCAGCGAAUCUGCCGAAGUUCCGUAAGAAGAACACCGAAAUCACUGCUAACACAUCAUUCAAUCCGCCGGAACCACCAAAGGAUCAUUGGGGACUUAAUACUCCACUGCCUGUAUUCCCAACGAAGUAUACGUUGACGAGGAAAAAUGGCGUGAUCGAAGUGUGCGAUGCAGAUGGCAAACUCAUUCCCACUCUGGCUGAAUUCUACGUCUCCAAAGAUCAAUUCCUCGCUGAUACAGAGCGUCUCACACAGAUGAUUGUGGAUGGACCGCUGAAGUCAUUUUGCUACCGACGUUUGUCAUACCUGCAGAACAAAUUUCAACUGCACGUUCUUCUCAACGAACUUCGCGAGUUACAUGAACAAAAAUCCGUAUCUCAUAGGGAUUUCUACAAUAUUAGAAAGGUUGACACCCAUAUCCACGCUGCUUCAUCCAUGAAUCAAAAGCAUUUGCUUAGAUUCAUCAAGAAGAAGAUAAAGACCGAAGCGAACACAGUGGUGCUUGAAAAGAAUAAACAACCAGUUACUAUGAAGGAAGUGUUCAGAAAGAUGGGAAUCGAUGCUUAUGAUCUAUCCGUGGAUAUGUUAGACGUGCAUGCCGAUAGGAAUACGUUCCAUCGAUUUGACAAGUUUAACACGAAAUAUAACCCUGUCGGCGAAUCUACUUUACGAGAGAUUUUCAUUAAAACUGACAAUUACGUCGGAGGGAAGUAUUUUGCGGAGGUGUUGAAGGAAGUGCUAUCUGAUCUGGAAGACUCGAAGUACCAGCACGCUGAGCCUCGUUUGUCAAUUUAUGGCCGAAGCAAGGAUGAAUGGGAUAAACUUGCUAAAUGGGCAAUAAUUCAUGAUGUAUGGAGCCCAAAUGCCAGAUGGCUUGUCCAAAUUCCUCGACUUUAUGAUAUCUACAAAUCCAAGAAUAUGAUUAAAACAUUCGAUGAACUACUAGAUAACGUGUUCACGCCAUUAUUUGAGGUGACAAACGAUCCGUCAUCACAUCCUGAGCUGUACCAUUUCCUACAACAAGUGUCUGGAAUAGAUUCUGUUGAUGACGAAAGCAAACAUGAAUAUGUCCAUUUCGAUCGGUCCACCCCUACGCCACCUCAGUAUAAAGAUGGCGAGAAUCCGCCGUACAACUAUUACAUGUUUUAUAUGUACGCCAAUCUUACGGCGUUAAAUGCAUUUAGAAGAGAACGAGGUAUGAACACGUUCUCACUACGCCCUCACUGUGGAGAAGCUGGUCACGUCAAUCACCUACUCACUGGUUUUCUUACUAGCGAGAGUAUUGCGCACGGUAUUCUGUUACGAAAGGUACCAGUGUUGCAAUAUCUGUUUUAUCUUACACAAAUGGGUAUAGCGAUGUCUCCGCUUUCUAAUAAUUCAUUAUUUAUUAGCUAUCAACGUAAUCCGUUACCAGAAUAUCUUCAAAAAGGUUUGAACGUCUCGUUGUCAACUGAUGAUCCGCUGCAGUUCCACUAUACCAAGGAAGCGCUUAUGGAAGAGUAUUCUAUCGCUGCUCAGGUGUGGAAACUUAGUUCAUGUGAUAUGUGCGAGCUGGCAAGGAAUAGCGUACUACAAAGCGGAUUCGAAGACAAAGUGAAAAUCCAUUGGCUUGGACCAAAUUAUCGUGAAGAAGGAGUGAUUGGAAACGAUAUUCACCGUACCAAUGUUCCGGAUAUCAGGGUAUCGUUCCGUCACGAAGCACAUGUGGACGAGUUAUGCAAUUUAUUCCGUGUACAACACUUCACAAAUCCACCUGAGUAA